This is a messenger RNA of Eutrema salsugineum, 729 nucleotides long. RefSeq names its product extensin. NCBI's taxonomy places the organism in Eukaryota, Viridiplantae, Streptophyta, Magnoliopsida, Brassicales, Brassicaceae. Bases 117 to 569 code for a protein of 150 amino acids. The record is from RefSeq and is a predicted model, not a curated record. The transcript has a single exon.
CCCAAAACUUAUCUUUACUUUUUCGCUCUUUCUCUUAUCCAAAAAAAUAUUUGUUCACCAUUUAAAGUAAAAAGAACCAUUUAUAUCAUCAAGAAAGGUAAACAAGAAAGGAAAACAUGAACACAAACAAUCAUGGCCUUCUCAUAAGGAGCUUAGUCUUCGUAUUUUCACUUCUUUACUUCCCCUACUUAGCCAUAUCGGAGACUCCGUGCCCGUACCCGUGUUACCCGCCGCCCAUUGGCGGUGGCUCCUCCACGCCGUCAACAACUCAACCACCACCGUAUCCUCCUCCAGCCGUCAACUACCCUUCUCCGGCUGGGUAUUUACCAAAUAACCCUUCUCCACCAUACAACGGUGGAGGCGGUAGUGGCGGCAGCUUCUAUGGCCCUCCACCGCCCGAUGCUAUAUUGCCUUACUUCCCCUACUACUAUAGAAAACCUCCUCACCAAAUGGAUCAAACGUCGUCGUCUUCACUCGUGGCGGUUCCAGGGAAAUUGAUGGUGAGGAUAGUAGCCGUGGCAAAUCUUGUAGUGGUUGGAGUUCUCGGUAACAUUUGGUUUAUAACUUAAUUAAUUUCUAGUGGAAAAUUUUCAUAUGUUAUAUAAGUAUUGUAAUACUUUAUAAUAUACCGCAGAGGAACUACAGCAGAACAAAAAAUAUGUUGAUUCUAGAGGUUAAGAACUUUAUUUGUAAUAUUUCUUUUAUGAUUAUAAUUACUCAUUGUCAUUA